AUGGAAUUGCUUCUCCCUGUCAGCAAUAACAAUAUCGCUUGGCUUAAUCAUGACAAAGACCCAGUAUACAUCUUACCAUAUUCCAAUAUCUCAACCUUUACCACUAAAGACCACGAGACUUGGUUUCUGCCUGGGGAGCUACGCUCAGAGGAGCAUGCUGAUGAUGGAGGUGAUAAUGAUGAUGGAUGUGAUGAUGAUGAUGACAUACAGAUGGAUGACACCGAUAAUGAUGACAUCCCAUUUGAGGCCAAGGACCAUUAUGACCACCCCAUCUAG
This is a messenger RNA of Lactuca virosa, 276 nucleotides long. The record is from the annotation of a GenBank genome assembly. NCBI's taxonomy places the organism in Eukaryota, Viridiplantae, Streptophyta, Magnoliopsida, Asterales, Asteraceae.